CGGGGGCCGGGGCAGCGCGCGCCGCGGCUGGCUCGCGGCAUCCGGAGGGCAGUUCCGCGGGGCGCGCACAGCCUCGCCGGGCCUGGGCCCUCCCCCGGGGUGCCGCCGCGCAGAAGGUGGAAAUGCGGAAGUUUCCAGCGCCCGCGGACACAUGAGGCUGGAGCCCGGCUCGGCGCGCGCUGCAGCGGCCCCGGGAGCCGGCGGGCUGCGGGCGGGCCAUGGCCACGCUGCCCAGCGCCGAGCGCCGCGCCUUCGCGCUCAAGAUCCACAGAUCACUGCAUGAUCUCUGAAGUCAUUCUUCUGGGAUUAAAGCAAGUGCGCGUUUCUCCUUUUUCUUUGGCUUCUUCUACAGAACUAAAGGUGGAGGUAUUCAUCAGCAGAAAUAAGGAAACAAUUUACGCUGCCGCCAAACCUCGGCCAGUAUCAUCGACACAGCAUUAAUACCUCUGGCUUCCCCUCUCUUCAGCUACCUCAGUUUUAUGACCCGGUGGAGCCCGUGGACAUUGAAGGACUGCUGAUGACACACCUGAACAGCCUGGAUGUGGAGCUCACUCAGGAACUGGGAGGUCUCACUGAAGACGACUUGGUCGUGGUCUUUACACCAAAGGAAUGUCGGACUUUGCAGCCCUCUUUGCCAGAGGAAGGGGUUGAACUGGACCCUCAUGUCAGGGACUGUGUUCAGACCUAUACUCGUGAGUGGCUAAUUGUGAACCAGAAAAAUCAAGGAAGCUCGGAGGUUUGCGGUUUUAAAAAGACUGGAUCCCGAAAAGAUUUUCACAAGACGCUUCAGAAACAGACCUUUGAGUCGGAAAUCUUGGAGUGCAGUGAACCCAGCGCUCAGGCAGGCCCCCGCCACGUCAGCGUGCUGUGUGAUGUGUCUGGGAAGGGGCCCCUCACGGCCUGUGGCUUCGACCUGCGCAGUCUGAAGCCCGAUCAGCGGCUGGAAAACCUCCUACAGCGCGUGAGCUCCGAGGACUUUGAGAAGCAGAAUGAGGAGGCCCGGAGGACCAAUCGGCCAGCUGAGCUCUUUGCCCUUUAUCCAUCCGUGGACGAGGAAGAUGCUGUGGAAAUACGUCCGGUACCAGAAUGUCCUAAGGAACAUUUGGGCAAUAGGAUAUUGGUCAAGGUGCAGACCCUGAAGUUUGAGAUUGAAAUUGAGCCUCUGUUUGCCAGCAUUGCUCUCUAUGAUGUUAAAGAAAGAAAAAAGAUCUCAGAAAAUUUCCACUGUGACCUGAACUCAGAUCAGUUCAAAGGAUUCCUGCGUGCUCACACACCCUCCGUUGCUGCAUCGAGUCAGGCGAGAUCCGCAGUGUUCUCUGUCACCUUCCCAUCCCCGGACAUCUACCUAGUCAUUAAGAUUGAAAAAGUCCUCCAACAGGGAGAGAUUGGAGACUGUGCAGAGCCCUAUAUGGUUAUCAAAGAAAGUGAUGGUGGAAAGAGUAAAGAAAAGGUUGAAAAACUGAAGCUUCAAGCCGAAUCCUUUUGCCAACGUUUGGGAAAAUACAGGAUGCCUUUUGCCUGGGCUCCCAUAAGCUUAGCAAGCUUCUUUAAUGUCUCCACCCUGGAGAGGGAGGCAGCGGAUGCAGAGUCCACAUUUGGGAGAAACUCUGCGGGUGACCGGAGGCCACUGAGCCAGACUCGGAAGCUUUGCGAGAGAGCUCUCUCCUUGGAGGAGAACGGGCUCAGCUCCAGCUACAAGACCACCACCAUGACCCUCAACAGCUUUUUCAAGCAGGAGGGAGACCGCCUCAGUGAUGAAGACUUGUUUAAGUUCCUAGCCGACUACAAAAGGUCCUCGUCCUUGCAGAGAAGGGUCAAGUCUAUCCCAGGCUCUCUCAGGCUGGAGAUUUCCCUGGCUCCAGACACCCUCAGCUGCUGUCUGACUCCUGAAAUGCUGCCAGUGAGACCCUUUCCUGAAAAUCGGGCGCGGCCUCACAAAGAGAUUUUGGAAUUUCCCAUCCGGGAGGUGUAUGUGCCUCACACUGUGUAUAGAAAUCUUCUCUAUGUCUACCCACAAAGGCUGAACUUUGCUAACAAACUAGCAUCUGCCCGAAACAUUACAAUCAAGAUCCAGUUUAUGUGUGGAGAGGAUGCUAGCAGCGCAAUGCCGGUCAUCUUUGGAAAAUCCAGUGGGCCUGAAUUUCUGCAAGAAGUGUACACAGCUGUUACGUACCAUAAUAAGUCCCCGGACUUUUAUGAAGAAGUGAAAAUCAAGCUCCCUGCAAAGCUCACCGUGAACCACCACCUCCUGUUCACCUUCUAUCAUAUCAGCUGUCAGCAAAAGCAAGGCGCCUCGGUGGAGAGUCUCCUGGGAUAUUCUUGGCUGCCAAUUCUCUUAAAUGAACGUCUUCAAACUGGAUCCUACUGCCUCCCAGUUGCCCUGGAAAAGCUGCCAGUCAACUAUUCCAUGCAUUCUGCAGAGAAAGUCCCUUUACAGAACCCUCCAGUUAAGUGGGCUGAAGGACAUAAGGGAGUAUUUAAUAUUGAAGUACAAGCUGUUUCUUCUGUUCACACCCAGGACAACCACCUGGAGAAGUUCUUCACCCUCUGCCACUCGCUGGAGAGCCAGGUCACCUUCCCCAUCCGCGUGCUGGAUCAGAAGAUCAGUGAGACAGCCCUGGAGCACGAAUUGAAGCUCAGCAUCAUCUGCCUCAACUCCUCCCGCCUGGAGCCCCUCGUGCUCUUCCUGCACCUUGUGCUGGACAAGCUCUUCCAGCUGGCCGUGCAGCCCAUGGUCAUCGCCGGCCAGACAGCCAACUUCUCGCAGUUUGCCUUUGAGUCCGUGGUGGCGAUCGCCAACAGCCUGCACAACAGCAAGGACCUGAGCAAGGACCAGCACGGGCGGAACUGUCUGCUGUCCUCCUACGUGCAUUACGUCUUCCGCCUGCCAGAGCUGCACCGGGACCCGCCCAAGACAGGAGGCCCCACGGCUUCGCCUGACCCGCGCUACCACACCUACGGGCGCACGACUGCGGCGGCCGUCAGCUCCAAGCUGCUGCAAGCCCGGGUGAUGAGCAGCAGCAACCCCGACCUGGUGGCCACGCACUCUGCAGCCGACGAGGAGGUAAAGAGCAUCAUGUCCGCCAAGGUGGCUGAUAGAAACUGCAACCGGAUGUCUUACUACUCCUCUGGCAAUAAUGAAGUUCCCAGUUCCAGUGCAGUCCCAAGACCAGUCAGCAAAAAGCACUUCCACGAGGAGCUGGCCCUGCAGAUGGUGGUGAGCACAGGAAUGGUGAGAGAAACCGUCUUCAAGUAUGCCUGGUUCUUCUUUGAGCUGCUGGUGAAAAGCAUGGCCCAGUAUGUACAUAACAUGGACAAACAGGACAGUUUUCGGAGGACGCGAUUCUCUGACCGCUUCAAAGACGACAUCACCACCAUUGUUAACGUGGUCACCUCGGAGAUCGCUGCCCUUUUAGUCAAACCUCAGAAGGAAAGUGAACAGGCAGAAAAGAUGAACAUCAGCCUGGCUUUCUUCUUGUAUGACCUUCUCUCCCUCAUGGACCGGUGCUUUGUGUUCAACCUCAUCAAGCAUUAUUGCAAUCAGUUGUCAGCCAAGCUCAACAGCCUUCCAACACUCAUUUCCAUGAGGCUGGAGUUCCUGAGAAUCCUCUGCAGCCACGAGCAUUAUCUCCAUCUAAACCUCUUCUUUAUGAAUGCGGAUGCUGCCCCAGCGUCUCCCUGCCCCUCCAUAUCGUCUCAGAACUCCAGCUCCUGCUCCAGUUUCCAGGACCAGAAGAUCGCCAGCAUGUUCGACCUGACGCCUGAGUACCGCCAGCAGCACUUUCUCACCGGGCUGCUCUUCACCGAGCUGGCCGCUGCGCUGGACACAGAGGGGGAUGGGAUCAGCAGAGUGCAGAGGAAAGCGGUCAGCGCCAUCCACAGCCUGCUCAGUUCCCACGAUCUGGAUCCGCGCUAUGUCAAACCAGAGGUGAAGGUCAAAAUCGCAGCUCUUUACCUGCCUCUGGUUGGCAUCAUUUUGGAUGCUUUGCCGCAACUGUAUGAUUUUACAGCAGCAGAUACCCGUGGUGGUAAAAACCGUGCCAGUGGCUCAGAGGAAGAACAAGAAGGAAGCAAUGCAAUAAACCAGAACGUGGCUCUGGCCAUAGCCGGCAAUCACUUUAAUCUGAAAACAGGUGGACUCACCCUGUCUUCCUUGCCCUACAAGCAGUACAACAUGCUCAACGCAGACACCACCCGCAACCUCAUGGUUUGCUUCCUCUGGAUCAUGAAAAACGCGGACCAGAGCCUCAUCAGGCGGUGGAUCGCCGACCUGCCUUCCAUGCAGCUCAACAGGAUCUUAGACUUGCUCUUCAUUUGCGUCUCGUGUUUUGAGUACAAAGGGAAGCAGAGUUCUGACAAGGUCAGUACCCAGGUGCUGCAGAAGUCUCGGGACGCCAAGGCCCGGCUGGAGGAGGCCUUGCUGCGCGGGGAAGGAGCGCGUGGGGAGAUGAUGCGACGGCGGAUCGUAGCGAAUGACCGAUUUCAAGGACUAAAUGAAAAUUUGAGAUGGAAGAAAGAGCAGACACAAUGGCGGCAAGCUAACGAGAAGCUAGAUAAAACAAAGGCAGAGUUAGAUCAAGAAGCCUUGAUCAGUGGUAAUCUGGCCACAGAAGCGAAUUUAAUCAUUCUGGAUAUGCAGGAAAACAUAAUCCAGGCCAGCUCUGCUCUGGACUGCAAGGACAGCCUGCUGGGAGGUGUGCUCAGGGUUCUGGUGAAUUCUCUGAGCUGCGAUCAGAGCACCACCUACCUGACUCACUGCUUUGCGACACUCCGUGCUCUCAUUGCCAAGUUCGGAGACCUGCUGUUUGAGGAGGAAGUGGAGCAGUGUGCCGACCUGUGCCAGCGAGUCCUGCAGCACUGCAGCAGCAGCAUGGACGUGACCCGGGGCCAAGCCUGCGCCACCCUCUACCUCCUCAUGAGGUUUAGCUUCGGAGCUACCAGUAACUUUGCAAGAGUAAAGAUGCAAGUGACCAUGUCUUUGGCAUCGUUAGUGGGCAAAGCACCAGACUUUAAUGAGGAGCAUCUGAGAAGGUCCUUGCGGACGAUUUUGGCGUAUGCAGAGGAGGACACGGCCAUGCAGCCCACGCCUUUCCCUGUCCAGGUGGAGGAACUUCUCUGCAAUCUAAAUAGCAUCUUAUAUGAUACGGUGAAAAUGAGGGAAUUUCAGGAAGAUCCUGAGAUGCUUAUGGACCUCAUGUACAGAAUCGCCAAGAGUUACCAGACAUCACCCGACCUGCGACUGACCUGGCUUCAAAACAUGGCAGAGAAACACACCAAGAAAAAGUGCUACACGGAGGCCGCCAUGUGCCUGGUGCACGCAGCUGCCUUGGUGGCCGAGUAUCUGAGCAUGCUGGAGGACCACAGCUACCUGCCCGUGGGCAGUGUCAGCUUCCAGAAUAUCUCUUCCAACGUGCUGGAAGAGUCUGCGGUCUCUGACGACACCCUGUCUCCUGACGAGGACGGUGUGUGCUCAGGCCGCUACUUCACUGAGAGCGGCCUGGUGGGCCUCCUGGAGCAGGCGGCUGAGCUCUUCAACACGGGAGGAUUGUAUGAGACGGUUAAUGAGGUCUAUAAGCUGGUUAUCCCCAUCCUCGAAGCGCAUCGAGAUUUCCGGAAGCUCACCUCCACUCAUGACAAGCUGCAGAAGGCCUUUGACAGCAUCAUCAGCAAGGGCCAUAAAAGAAUGUUUGGAACUUAUUUCCGAGUUGGUUUCUAUGGAUCCAAAUUUGGGGAUUUGGAUGAACAAGAAUUUGUUUACAAAGAACCGGCGAUUACCAAGCUUCCAGAGAUCUCUCACAGACUAGAGGGAUUUUAUGGACAGUGUUUUGGUACUGAAUUUGUAGAAGUAAUAAAAGACUCAGCUCCUGUGGACAAAACCAAGUUGGAUCCUAAUAAGGCCUACAUACAAAUCACAUUUGUGGAGCCCUACUUUGACGAGUAUGAGAUGAAAGACCGGGUGACCUACUUUGAGAAGAAUUUCAACCUGCGGAGGUUCAUGUACACCACCCCGUUCACCCUGGAGGGGCGGCCGCGGGGGGAGCUGCAUGAGCAGUACCGGCGGAACUCGGUGCUCACCACCAUGCACGCCUUCCCCUACAUCAAGACCAGGAUCCGCGUGGUCCAGAAGGAGGAGUUUGUUUUGACACCAAUCGAAGUGGCCAUUGAAGAUAUGAAGAAGAAGACCCUGCAGUUAGCAGUUGCCAUUAACCAAGAGCCUCCUGAUGCCAAGAUGCUCCAGAUGGUGCUGCAGGGUUCUGUGGGAGCUACUGUCAACCAGGGACCACUGGAAGUAGCCCAAGUAUUCUUGGCUGAAAUUCCAGCUGACCCAAAACUUUAUCGGCAUCACAACAAGUUGAGAUUGUGCUUUAAGGAAUUCAUUAUGAGAUGCGGGGAGGCCGUAGAGAAAAACAAGCGGCUCAUCACGGCUGACCAGCGGGAGUAUCAGCAGGAACUCAAGAAGAACUACAACAAGCUGAAAGAGAACCUCAGGCCCAUGAUCGAGAGGAAGAUUCCAGAACUCUACAAGCCCAUAUUCAGAGUUGAGAGUCAAAAGAGAGACUCCUUCCACAGGUCGAGUUUUAGGAAAUGUGAAACUCAGUUGUCACAGAGCAGCAGCUAAGCAGAAACUCUCCCCGCUCCUGGUGACUGCAGCCCCCAACCCUGGAGGAGGCCUCGCUGGCACUGGCAGCAGAAGACUCUGGCCCCCCUCGGCCACCCUGGGGCUCCCUGGCAGACAGCACUCCUGAUGCUUUGGGAUCCAAAGGACCACGGGAAUCACACCCAAGUGGGGUCUAGUCAGAUUUGGGUGGGUCAGAUUUGGGGGAUGACUCACAAGGGAUGCCUGUAUAUUUAUUGAAGCACAUUUUUUCAUAAUAUUUUCCAAGACAUAAAGGGUUCUACUGGGGAAUCCACAUUCCCCUAUUUACCCUAGAGAUGACUUCGUCCAGUCCAGAUUUGACUUCAAGGAUAAAGCCAUAUGGAAAAUAGAACCCAUUGCACUUAGGGGAAAAUAGGGGAAUGUGGAGGCAUACAUGGAGGUAAGGGGGAGGGGUGGCUAGAGCAGGGGAAAGGGAACAUUGACCAGAAAUCUAACAUUCAGGAGGGCUGGACCUUUGAAGACAGGUUAUUUUUGUGUUUUGGGGGGGUUGUUUAGGGUUUUUUUUUGGGGGGGAGUUUUGUUUUGCUUUUUGAGUCACACCCUGCGAUGCACAGGGGUUACUCCUGGCUCAUGCACUCAGGAAUUACUCCAGGGGGUGCUCAGGAGACCAUAUGGGAUGCUGGGACUCAAACCAGCAUCCCAUAUCUGGCCAACCAGCAUCCCAUAUCUGGCCAACCAAGGUCGGCCGCGUGCAAGGCAAAUGCCCUACCCGCUGUGCUAUCACUCCAGCCCCGACAGGUUAUUUUUGAACACAUUACUGUUUUGAGCUGACUGCUUGAUUAUUGCUAUUAUAUUCAUUUAGCAAGCUGGGUUUAGAGGCACAAGCACCAAUUGAGGAAAUACUGGUACUCCGAGCAAUCAGCUGGCUUGGAUGCUGCAUUUGAACACGUGGCACUGGCUCUAUUAGUGUGUCCCACUUGAGUGUGGCUUAUUGAUCACCACUUGCAGCAUCAACAGUUGGAAAUGGAAUCAAUUCCUCUAUCAUGCUUUGCACUUUUUGGUGGGGGGGGGGUGGGGAGGGCAGAGCCACACCUGGCGGUGCUUAGGGCUUAUUCCUGGCUCUGCAAUCAGGGAUCAUUCCUGGUGGGGCUCAGGGGACCAAAUGGGGUGCUAGGAAUCAAGCCCCGGGUUGGCUGUGGCUAUUGCAAGGCAAGUGCCCUACCCACUGCACUGUACUCUGGUCCCUGUGUGUGUUUUCCUUAUGUUCAUUUUGUUCUCUUGCUCUUUGGGGCCAUCUUUAUUUCUGUAAAAAGAUAAUGUUUCAGAGCAUUGUGCUGUCCAUCAACCUAUGUACAUUAGUUUCUAUCUUACCCCCAAAUUAUUUUGACAAUGUAUUUUAGAAAAUUAGCAAAAAUAAUUGAGAAUUAAAUUAUCUAUUUUUAAUAUGACUACCUUGACUGGUACUAAAAAUGAUAUUCUAAACAAACUACUUCUUUUACAACUAGUUUUUUUUCAAGUAGUAUUUUAAAACAACUGUUAACAUUUGGGGAGGGUAGGUUGGAACACAUCUGGUGGUACUGAGGGCUCACUCCUGGCUCUGCUCAGGGGUCAUUUUUGGCAGUGCUCGGUGGACCUUGUGGGGUGCUGACAAUUCAACUGGGGUCUACAGCAUACAAGGGAAGCACCUUAUCCUUGUACCAUCUUGAUGAUGAUGACCCAACUCUUAAUAUUUUGUAAAGCUCUUCAGAGAAGAAUGUCACAUAAUCAAUGGGCUUGGUUCAAACAGUGCUCUCUGGGGUCAUGCCUCAUAUGUAAUAUUUCAUCCUGAGAAAGAAUUUAAUUUUUAUAUUCUAUAAUUUUUGUUUAAAACAUCAUGAAUUAAAACUCUGAAUGGGGCUUUAUUAUCAGUAAUAUUACUAGAGCUUAAAUUUAAAUGGCUAGUUUUUUUGGUUUUUAGGCAUUUGAGGCAAAACUCUUUUGAAAUUAUAUAUAUAUAUAUUUCAUUGCUUUCUUACAUGAUUACAUGUGACCAUGUUUAAUUACAUCUGCUCUUUUGCUCCUCUGUAGGAGGUAUAGGGUGAGGGCAAAGUGAAUAGACUUUUGUUAGUAGCCUCCAAAGUGAGUUCAGUGAGGAAGAGCAUCUAUUUUUCUGAUACAACCAACCAAAAUAAGCCCAGUGAAAUUUAAUUUAUUUGAGUGACAAGGAUGGCCAUCAUUAUAACACCUGCUCAGUCCCAUAGAGCUUCAACUCCAAAGUUGAAGAACCCUUAUCAUCAUACUGCUCUAAGAAAUUCUUAAUUUGCCACCCCUGCUUUUAGAUGUCUGAGGUCAUUUUUUUAAGUCUCCCCGGUGGCACCAACACAGGAAUAUCCUUAAACAUUUGGGGAAUGGCUGCAUGAGUGACUGUAACUAAGCGUGUUUCUAGAAUAGCACUGUUGAAUAGAAACACAGGUAAUUUUUUUAUAUUCACCCCUUUGAAAUCGAGAUUCACCCUUAAAUAGACCAAACUCACCAUUUCAAAAUCACCCUCCUGAAAAUCAAAUGCACCCUUCUUAAAAGCAAAUUUUAAGGCACUGUGAUUUACAAAGUUAUUCAUGAUUGAGUUGAAUUUCAUACAAUAUUUGAACACUAAUAACCAGUGUUAACUUUCCUCCACCAGUGUCCCCAGUUACCCACCCUCCACUUGUCUCUAUGAUCUGAAAAAAAAUUCAGGCACUAUGGUUGAUAAUUUUUAAUUUUCUUAUAAUCAUGGCAAAAAGUAACAGGUGAAAUUAAUUGUAGUAAUGUUUUAUUUAACCCAAUAUAUGUAAAAUACCAUUUAAAUAUAUAAUCAGUAUAGAAAAUUAUUAAGCUUUUUUAUUUUUCAUAUUUGUAAAAUGCACACAAUGAAUUUUUCAAAGACAAAAUAUGUAUUUUGUGUAUUUUACACUAGCAA
This is a messenger RNA of Sorex araneus (European shrew), 9533 nucleotides long. RefSeq names its product dedicator of cytokinesis 8 (gene DOCK8). Gene Ontology annotation, biological process: positive regulation of GTPase activity; positive regulation of T cell migration; positive regulation of establishment of T cell polarity. Lineage: Eukaryota; Metazoa; Chordata; Mammalia; Eulipotyphla; Soricidae. Gene Ontology annotation, cellular component: cell leading edge. Gene Ontology annotation, molecular function: guanyl-nucleotide exchange factor activity. The transcript has 49 exons. Bases 518 to 6619 code for a protein of 2033 amino acids. The record is from RefSeq and is a predicted model, not a curated record.